AUGUCUGCCACCCUUGACGAGCAAAUCACCACUCUAGAGAAAUACACUGCUUGCGAUGUGUCUGAUGCGCUCUUGAAGCUACAACCGGUCCCGGAAGGAAGUGUGCCGCGAGCAGGCUACUUGGUCGAUUUAGUCCCAUUCUCACCGAUUUUUGGAAGAAACGACACAGCAAAGAAAGUUGCUGCCCCAGCGACAACAUUCAAAUUCUUAUCUAAAAAUGACAGCAUACCGUCAAUCGCAAUUGAAAACCCCGAGAAACACGGAUUUCCCCCAGGUAAAAACUGGGUAGACUACACCGGCGAUUUUGCAGCAGUAGAUCCGUCUAAAGUGGGUUCUAUCGUCGUUAUUGAGCAGCCAAAUGGACAAUAUUGCGCCGUGACCGGUGGCAACAUGGCAACCCGUAUGAAAGUUCUGGGCAUCAAAGCGACUGUUGUUAGUGGUCGAGUGCGUGAUUUGCGGGAGUUACAAGCAGCAGGACUUCCGAUCUGGGCCCGGGCUACUUCGACUGUCGGUACAGGUGCUGAAGCAAAGCCAGCUGUGCGGAAUGUACCUAUUAACGUUGGCGGUGUGACGGUGUCUCCUGGGGAUAUUAUCUUCUGCGAUCCCGUGGAAGGUGUUGUGGCUAUUCCACGCGACUUGCUUGGCCCUGUUUUGGAAUUGAUGCCCAAACUGGCUAGUAUUGAAGCGAAAGUUAAGGAGGCAUUGGAACAAGGAAUGAGCGUCACUGAGGCUUUCAAAAAGUUCCGUGGAGCAAAGUGA
Penicillium taxi is the source of this 759-nucleotide messenger RNA. Its product is annotated as RraA family protein. Lineage: Eukaryota; Fungi; Ascomycota; Eurotiomycetes; Eurotiales; Aspergillaceae. Bases 1 to 759 code for a protein of 252 amino acids. The record is from RefSeq and is a predicted model, not a curated record. The transcript has 5 exons.